UAAAAUGGCGGCUCCGGUUCGGGUCCGGGUCCCUCCCGGGGCUCCCCCGGAGCCGCUCCCGGUUCAGCUCCUGCCCUGCCGCAUCCAGCACGACGGGCCCGCGCCUGUGGCCGCGUUCCUGCGGGCCCGGCCCGGCCCCGACGGCGAUCUGUGGGCCUCGUUCCGGGGGCGCCGUUUGGGGGGUCGGGAGCUGCCGCUGCCCCCCGGAUACACGGGGGCCGUGCUGAGGGGGGGGGAGCACGGAGAGACCCCCCUGGGGGACCCCCAGGUCAGGUCGGUGACGGUGACGGGGACGUUCGGGGCCAUCACGGACUGGGGGGGUGACACCGCGCCCCCCCCCGGGCGGGGCCUGGCCCGGGCCCUGCAGUGGGGACCCCUGGCCCGGAGCCUCCACGCCCCCGUGACUGAGGACAGCGAGGAGGAGGCGGAGCCAUGAGAGGCCACGCCCAGAUGGGGUGGAGCCUGCACAAGCCACACCUCUCUUAUGACAUCAAUGGACCAACUGCAGCCACGCCCAGAAUGGAUGGAGCAUUAAAGCCACACCCACCUCAUUAACAUCACUGACCACACCCAGUGGGUGGGGCUUGUUUGAUUUAAAGUGCCUGGAGUCUCUCCCAGUGUGGGUGGAGCCUGUGAAGCUCCACCUACUUUAUUUAAAAUACCAAAUAUAUUCACAGGAGGCUCCGCCCACAAACGAUG
This is a messenger RNA of Melozone crissalis (California towhee), 699 nucleotides long. RefSeq names its product ribonuclease H2 subunit C (gene RNASEH2C). Gene Ontology annotation, cellular component: ribonuclease H2 complex. Lineage: Eukaryota; Metazoa; Chordata; Aves; Passeriformes; Passerellidae. The record is from RefSeq and is a predicted model, not a curated record. Gene Ontology annotation, biological process: RNA catabolic process. The transcript is spliced from 4 exons. The coding region runs from base 5 to 436 and encodes 143 amino acids.